AGCGCGUAAAACAGAAUGCAUGGGUGUCAAAGCAGUAAAAUGAUAUAGAAUUGAGAACUGUAUGUUGACUGACUUUUAUUGUUUGGUGAAUUCACGCCAAGGUCGAAGAAAAUAGAAUUAUUUGAAAAUGAAAGAAAAAUCGAAAAAUGCUGCCCGGACUCGACGGGAAAAGGAAAAUAGUGAAUUCUAUGAGCUGGCCAAGCUGUUGCCUUUACCUUCUGCCAUCACGUCUCAGCUUGAUAAAGCUUCAAUUAUUCGACUCACAACAAGUUACUUGAAAAUGAGAAUCGUUUUUCCUGAAGGGCUGGGAGAGUCCUGGGGCCACGUGAGUCGGACCAGGUCUCUGGAUAAUGUUGGGCGAGAGCUGGGAUCACAUCUGUUACAGGUGGGAUCACAUAUCCUACAGACGUUGGACGGGUUCAUUUUUGUGGUUGCUCCUGACGGGAAAGUAAUGUACAUAUCUGAAACAGCAUCGGUCCAUUUGGGCUUAUCACAGGUAGAGCUGACCGGAAAUAGUAUUUACGAGUACAUCCACCCCGCUGACCACGACGAAAUGACAGCCGUGCUGACAGCUCACCAACCCUGCCACUCGCACUUUGUCCAAGAAUAUGAAAUGGAACGUUCAUUCUUUCUGAGAAUGAAAUGCGUCCUCGCGAAAAGAAAUGCUGGUCUGACAUGUGGUGGAUACAAGGUGAUCCACUGCAGCGGGUACCUAAAGAUCCGUCAGUACAGCCUGGACAUGUCUCCAUAUGAUGGCUGCUAUCAGAACGUGGGCUUGGUGGCGGUGGGCCACUCUCUACCCCCUAGCGCUGUCACUGAAAUCAAACUACACAGCAACAUGUUCAUGUUCAGAGCCAGCCUGGAUAUGAAGCUCAUCUUCCUCGACUCCAGGGUAGCUGAGCUGACAGGCUAUGAGCCCCAGGAUCUUAUAGAGAAGACGCUCUAUCACCAUGUCCAUAGCUGUGACUCCUUCCACCUGAGAUGUGCACACCACUUGUUGCUGGUGAAAGGCCAAGUGACCACUAAGUACUAUAGGUUCCUGGCUAAGCAGGGUGGCUGGGUUUGGGUCCAGAGCUAUGCCACCAUCGUACACAACAGCCGUUCCUCCAGACCCCACUGUAUCGUCAGUGUCAACUACGUCCUGACGGAUACUGAGUAUAAAGGACUCCAGCUGUCUCUGGACCAGGUUACAGACACCAAGCCCUCCUUCCCCUUCAGCAGUGCUCCCACCAGCCUCACUGAGAACCGCAGAGCACCCAAGAGCAGAGUGUCCCGAGCUAAGGCCAAGGCUCGACUGUCCCCCUACACACAGUACACUGGUUUCCAGGCCGAGCGGUCAGAGUCGGACCAGGAUAGUCCUUGGGCAGGAUCUCCCCUCACAGACUCCGCUUCCCCUCAGCUGCUGGAGCAGAGGGAGGGGCUUAGCGCCUCCUGUGCCUACAGGCAGUUCUCCGAGCCACGUCCCCUCUGCUACAGCCUCCCAAUCACUGAGGAGCACCACCACCACCACAUCCCCAGCGAAAGUCACCCCCACCUCGACAGACACGGCCACAACCAGACGUGCGAGCGGGGCCGCUGUGAGGCAGGGAGGUACUUCCUGGGUGCUCCCCAGGGUGGGACAGAGGCGUGGUGGGGAGCUGCCCGCUCUGUGCUGCCCCUGGCCAAGACCUCGUCCCUGGAGAAUGGAGAGGGAUACGAGAGCAGCGUGCCCCACAUCACCUCCAUCCACAGUCUGCAUAACUGUGGCCAAUGGGACCAGGACAGUGUGGUCAGCUCGCCAGACGGGGGCUCCGCCAGCGACUCAGGGGACCGUUACCGCGCAGACUACUUCCGGGUCAGCCCCCAGGAGCCGAGCAAGAUCGAGACCCUGAUCCGAGCCACGCAGCAGAUGAUCAAGGAGGAGGAGAAUCGUCUGCAGCACCGCAGCAAGCUCCACCCAGGCCCUGACACUCCUCUAGGUCCUGCCAACGGCCUCCCGAAGGGCCCCGGACCCAGCUUCACCACUGACUACCCCCAGGGAGUGCUACAUAGCGUGUUGUGCCGUGGCCUGGGUCAGGUGAUCAGCCCCGCAUCAAGCCCUGCCCCUCUCUCCAGGCUCAGCAGCCCAGGGUCUGAUCCCCUCCUCCCCAAGCCCAAAAACUACCUCCAACAGACAGGACAGACAGACUUGUCCCCUCACCCCCAGCCCCUGCACCACCAGCUUGGCUGUCCAGGCCCCUGCUCAGACUCCUCCCCUACCCCUGCCCCAGCCCUCUACCCUUCCCACCCCCAAACCCAAACGGGGAGGCCCUAUCUGGACAAGCAAGCUGCUGCCUACUCCUUGACGGGCUAUGCCCUAGAGCACCUGUAUGACCCCAAGAGCCUCAGGGACUUCUGUUCCUCCGCUGGCUCCACCCACUACGACGUGACUUCACACCUGCGCAUGCAGGCAGAGCAGGGGCCGGGACACAAGGGGACCUCCGUCAUCAUCACCAACGGCAGCUAACGCCUGCUUGUCCAAUAACACUAAAGGGAUGUCUAAAAUGUCAGCCUAUUCCCUGUAUAGGGAAAAGUGUGCCAUUUCCCUACAUGCUAUUUUUGACCAGAGCCUGCGUAGGGCUCUGGUCAAAAGUAAUGCACUACAUAGGGAAUAGGGUGCCAUUUCAGAUGCACACUAAAACACAUGAAGAAGAAACUGGAUCCAUGGAAUAUUCAUUCUAUAGCCCAGCCUCAACGGCCUUUUCUGUGUCUUAUCCAGCAAAAACAUUUGUUUCCUUUUCUUUUAAUCUUUACAGAGCUACAUUAUUCCAUUUGCACUGCCAGAAAUAGAGUUUAAUUGUGGGAACCUCACCCCUAUGGUUGAAGAUAGGGUUGUGGAUAUGUUUUGAGUUAACAGGACAGGGUUCAACGUUAGUGCACUUUUUAGUGUUGGUCAGAAUCCCCUUAUCACAACACAACUCUAGAACUAGACCUGGUUAAAUUGAUAUAUUUUUUGCCCGCUCUACAGACAGAUCUGUCUGCUAAUACAGGACUAGUAAAGGCCCAGUGCACUACUUUUAAGAUAAUAAUUCAGGGGGUACUACAGCAUCCUCAGCACCCCUACUUUCCGUACCUAUGGUUAAAGGUGUGUAGUAUAGAGAUGAAGCAAAAAUGACACACAAAAAAACUUCACAGACAUCAACAAUUAUGCAAAUUCAUUCUAUCUAUGUUCUCCCCAGUAGGUAAGCUAUGGAUUAAGGGAAGUGUACCCACACUUUCAGAGAAAGCAAAGGGGGGAUUUAAGGGAUACAUGCAAGAGAUACAUAUGCCUACAUUUACAUUGAGACAUACAGCAGUUCACCUGGACUGUCAGGUAGCAGGCUUUACUUGGGCUAAAUGUCUUGUUGGCGUGGAUAACAACAUUUAUUAGUGAUUUGGUCUGUAGUGGUAUAAUAUCACCUCAGUGAGGAUACCAACAUUAUAUACAACCUCUAAUGAACAACCUUAUUGAGAUGUGAUUACUGGGAGGCUAAGGGUCAAUAUGAUGGCAUGGAUUGUCUCAUUUGCCAGGUGUAGUGGUAAACACUGAGGGGGAAUUUAGCAUGCUUUCAAGGUAAACACUGAGGGAGUUAGCAUGCUAGCAAGGCUGAGGUGUGAGUUAGCAUGCUAACAAGGUUGAGGUGUGAGUUAGCAUGCUAACAAGGUUGAGGUGGGAGUUAGCAUGCUAACAAGGAUGAGGUAGGAGUUAGCAUGCUAACUAGGCUGACGUGAGAGUUAGCAUGCUAACGUGUGUGUACCUCCGAGGCAUGUCUUGUUAAAUUGUCAACAAGGGUAAUUGUACAGUUAUUGUACUGGAAAGAGAUGCCCAUUGUUUAUUGAACAUAUGAUGAGAUGAAGGAAAAAUCAAGUGAUGUGAAAUGGAGAGAUUGUGUCUGAUGUGGUUGAUCGACUUGUGCAUUGUUCUAAUAUUACAGAAUGAUGUAGUGGCAACGCUUGCUUGUACCAACAUGACAUUAGUUAAUAUUACCAUAAUAAUGAGUUAUAUGACAAUUCAUGAAAUGUUUUCACAAAGUCAUGAUACAUGCAGCAAUAUGCAAUCCAACCAGUUGGGUAGUCAGUUAGACAGCCUAAAUCAUUAUCACAUCUGAUCACGAUAAUGCUUGUUUGUUAUAAACUAGCAUUACCUUUCUCUAACGCUUCAUAUCAUGUUUAUUAUUCUGUUUUGUAGGCAGUGUGACACAUUUCUAGCGUUCCCCUGGAUUCUGUUGUAAAUGUGGUUACCAUAUCUCUUUAUAUUUAUAAGUUUGGAUUUGUUUUUGUUUUUGUCAGAGUCUGAAUUGUGCUUUUCCAAAGUUAUUUAUGAUGUAAAUAUGCUGAGAAAAAGACACCACUUUGAAGCACAAGAGAAAAGUUGUAUUUAUUUAGUGAAUGUUUAUUUUGGGUUUUGAAACAUAGUUGCAAUCAAAACAGUCUGCUUGCAUAUGA
Molecule: messenger RNA, 4443 nt
Organism: Oncorhynchus nerka (sockeye salmon)
Lineage: Eukaryota; Metazoa; Chordata; Actinopteri; Salmoniformes; Salmonidae
Gene: sim1a
Product: SIM bHLH transcription factor 1a
Exons: 11
Coding region: 128-2485 (785 amino acids)
Biological process (GO): regulation of transcription by RNA polymerase II
Molecular function (GO): DNA-binding transcription factor activity, RNA polymerase II-specific; RNA polymerase II transcription regulatory region sequence-specific DNA binding; protein dimerization activity
Source: RefSeq, a predicted model, not a curated record